ACCAUAAGGAGUUCAUUUUAAGGUAACAGAGAUUUUUAAAAAAUUAAGGUGAUUCAUUUUAAUAAUGGUUCUGUAUAUAUUUAUUAGGUGAUUUAAUAUUUCUGUUAUAAUAUUUUCUUAAGGUGAUGAACUAUGGUCAUUAGAGAGCACGACAAGUUCAUAUGUGCUACAUAGUUUUGACAUAGUUCACUCAUGAUUUGAUGACAUAUUUUAAUUUCUUUUAUGUGAUACGUGUAUCAUUUCAUAAAUUUAGCUGAUAUAUAGAAUAGAGUUGUUAUGAUAUUCGAUUGAUAUUAUAUUAAAUGAUCCAUUAAUGAUUAAGAAAUGUUAUUAAGAAAUAAAUGAAACAUCUAAAGAGUCCAUUUUUUAAAAUAUCACACAUGAAUCAAGGUUGUGACUUCUGUUUUAAUAUAUAAGAUGCGAGAUAGUUCAUAGUUGAACUAAUUUUAUAUUAGAACACGUAUCGAUGUCAAUGAAUAUAAGAACUAUGCCAAAUUAGAUACAUGUAUUAUAUGUGUUCAAAAAAAAAGAAGAAGAUACAUGUAUUAUAUAUAUUGUUCUGACUUAUUAGAUUCAUGUAUAUUAUAUAUUGUUCUGACUUUUUCUAUGAAUUUAUAAGUAGCAAUAAGAAUUCUUAUACCUAUCCCUUAGUGCCAUGCCACAUUAUGGCCUUCUCAAAACAAACCCCUCUCCUUCUCCUCCUCCUCUUCAUCUUCUUCAUAUUUCCUCUUCUAAACGCCUCACACCCAAAUCCUUGCUACACAUCUACUUGUGGAAGAGGGAACAUAGACGUCCGUUUCCCUUUCUGGCUAUCCCCCAAGCAACCUGAGUCCUGUGGCGACACAGGAUUCAAACUCUUAUGUACUGAUCGCAACGAGACAGCCUUAGAGAAUCCUAAAUCCAAACCAUUUAUUGUCCAAGAGAUCGAUUAUAGAAGGCAGCGUAUUCGACUCAGCGACCCGGAUAGCUGCUUAGCCAGACAGCUCCUCAGCUUCAACGCUUCAGGGUCUCCUUUUUUUCUGUUUCUUCCUCGCAGCUACACGGUUUUGAUCUGUCCUAAAGACGAGAAUGUCGCACCAUCUUUCAGAUCCAUCCAGUGCCUUGGUAAUUCCACUUCCUCCUUCUUUGUCACGGAGUUGGAACAGGUCAGUUCGAUGCCGUCUUCUUGUCAUGUCUUUAAGACGUUACAUCUUCCGUAUUCAUUCCAUGCUGACAUCAACCAACAAUACCUGUGGCUCAAAUGGGACUCGCCAGAUUGUGGAUAUUGUGAGAGGAGUGGUUCAAGAUGUGGAUUUAUAAACAAUACCACACGCCAAGUCCAAUGCUUCAGUUCUGUAAACUCAGGACUCCACAAUACAAGCUUACAAGUACUAAAGAUAAUCUGCCUCUCUCUAAUGGGCCCACUCAUCGCCUUGAGCUUCUGCGUCGGUCUUGUCUUCUGCAGUUCCGAGAGAGUCUCUUCCCAGAUACAACACGCCAUGGCCGUAACACCGGAGCCAUCAAGCGACGUCCAAGUCAUCACGAGGACGGGUCUGGAUGAAUCUACGAUCGAGUCAUACAAGAAAGUUGAGUUAGGUGAGAGUAAGAGACUCCCGACCGGGUCAAAUGAUGUUGUAUGUUCCAUUUGUUUGUCGGAAUAUGCAACUAAAGAGACUGUUAGGUGCUUACCAGAAUGUGAACAUUGUUUCCAUGCCGAAUGUAUCGAUGCGUGGCUCAAGUUGCAUAAUUCGUGUCCGGUUUGUCGGAGCAAUCCCUCUCCCGCACGUGAAGGGUGCAACUAGCUUUGCAUGUAUGAAUUAACUUUGUAACGUUUGUAUAUAUAUAACUAGGUAAUAACCCGCGCCUUGC
Brassica napus (rape) is the source of this 1848-nucleotide messenger RNA. Its product is annotated as RING-H2 finger protein ATL22-like. Bases 576 to 1781 code for a protein of 401 amino acids. The transcript has 2 exons. NCBI's taxonomy places the organism in Eukaryota, Viridiplantae, Streptophyta, Magnoliopsida, Brassicales, Brassicaceae. Gene Ontology annotation, molecular function: polysaccharide binding. The record is from RefSeq and is a predicted model, not a curated record.